Selaginella moellendorffii is the source of this 969-nucleotide messenger RNA. RefSeq lists its product as uncharacterized. NCBI's taxonomy places the organism in Eukaryota, Viridiplantae, Streptophyta, Lycopodiopsida, Selaginellales, Selaginellaceae. The transcript is spliced from 6 exons. Bases 1 to 777 code for a protein of 258 amino acids. Gene Ontology annotation, cellular component: nucleus. The record is from RefSeq and is a predicted model, not a curated record. Gene Ontology annotation, biological process: regulation of transcription by RNA polymerase II. Gene Ontology annotation, molecular function: DNA binding; DNA-binding transcription factor activity, RNA polymerase II-specific.
AUGGUUGAGGCGGCCACAGAAAAGGCUUUUGCCAAGCGCCAGAAGACUACGACGUCGUAUGUUGGCAUCGGUAGACAAGGAAGCCGUGUAGAAAAUGCAAGUUAUCGGAUGGGCUGCAUAGCGCAGGACACGAGCAGGUCUGAUAUUCCCGGUUCUUCAGAUAAACCGGACUACUCUUUUCGCACUGCGGACACGGCCGCUCUAUCGUGGUCGCUGGUGGCUUUUGUUAUGGAGCUCAAGGACGAGUUAGCCGAAACGGGAAAUCCAGGUUCAGAAGCUGGAUAUGGCCGACGAGAAGAAUCAGUUUACAUUUACACAACGAUAUCCUUGGGGUCUCGAGGAGGGAUUUGGCCUCAGACUGCUCUUACCUUUCUACGCGAUCCUCCACCGGAGCUCAUCGAACUGAUUGACUCGAUAUCCGACAAGGAAUCGGACGAGGAAGAAGACAAGCCCGAAGAUCAAACAGGCACUCAAGAACAAGAUAGCGAAGCUGGCAAAGAGGAAAACGACUCUCCUCGUGUAGAAAGGAUAGGCUUGCCGGGUGAUACUCAAGGAACAGGUCCAAAGGCGUGGUACGGGAAGAAGAGAAUCCGGAAAGAACACUUGGAAACUUUUGAGAAGGUGUUCCAACGUACGAAGAGGCCGACUGGUGCUUUGAUCCAAAACAUCGUUGAGCUGACUCACGUCCCAAGGAAACGCGUUUUGGAUUGGUUUGAGAAUCGGAGGCAAGAACACGCAGCCAGGAAGGAAGAAAACAGGCACUUGGCAAGGAAAUGAAUCAAUUGUAGACAUCGCACUUUCAAGGUGUCCAGUUCCGAUCAAACUCCACCAAAUUGGGAUUGUGUAGCGACGAGCAAAUCGCGUCGACAACUGGAGAAGAGAGUGAUGUGCCUUUUUUAUUUUCUUCUUCUCUUUGUUUUUCUCCUUUCGUGAACAAACAGGAGGAAAGAUUGGGAGCUUCUUAUCUCA